CCGCCUCUCCUUUCUGCCUUGUUCGCAAAAGCGUGACGUCUGACGACCAAACAUUUUUUGCUUUGGCCUUAUCGCAGUUAGAAGGAAUUCAAUACUAAACACUGGUUGGUCUUGCCAUACUGACCCCAACACCGGGCUUACAUUACAGGAGGCACUGCAGUAGAUGACCAGUGAUCUCCAUCGGGAUUAAAUCUCCUAAACUGACAAGAAAAUUAGUAGCAUUUGUCUGACGACCGAUUAGUCGCCAGUGGAGUCACUGAAGUUUCUUUGAUUUUUUUCUUAAACAAAUCCCAGCAGUCGAGAGAUCCCAGAGAGUAACUUCAGUAUAUACAGAUAGCUUGACGUUUGGCAGAGCGAGCACAAUGGCUACAAGUUCGGGGGUAACCCAGCCAGGACCCUCUCGUGCCCGAGUCCCAAAUACCGCCAAAGAAACCAAACCCAAGACAACAAAAAACAACAGCACAAGUGCACGCAGAUUGCAGAGAGAAUUAGCUGAAUUGACUUUAGAUCCCCCACCAAAUGUUAGUGCUGGGCCGAAGGGGGAUAACCUCUAUGAGUGGGUAUCAACAAUUCUGGGGCCAAAGGGAACAGUAUAUGAAGGAGGAGUGUUUUUCCUCGAUAUUUGUUUUUCCACGGACUAUCCAUUUAAACCACCUAAGUUGGUGUUCAAGACACGUAUCUACCAUUGUAACAUUAACAGUCAAGGCCACAUCUGUUUGGAUGUGUUAAAAGACCAGUGGAGUCCAGCUCUCACUAUCUCCAAAGUGUUGCUAUCGGUAACCAGCCUACUGGCAGACUGCAAUCCUCACGAUCCUUUGGUAGCAUCCAUUGCACAGCAGUAUCUGUCCAAUCGUGAGGAGCAUGACAAAAUGGCACGGCAAUGGACCAAGAGAUUUGCAACGUGACAGUAUUCUGAAGAGUAGUUGCAAAGGAGUUAAGUGAAUGUGAUUGCAUGGGUUGAGAGGGAAAUUGAGUACAUAGAAUAUCUGAGAUAAUAUCUUGUAAUGGAAUGCUUUUAAUUAUUAAAUAAAAAGGGAUUUUUACACUGUUCAAAUGGAAUGGUUUGAGACAUCAGUGUUACUCAAGUUUGCCAAUGGUUAAUUUUCAAUUCGGGAUAAUUCUUACCAUAAAGCUUGUGUUCAUCUGUUUAUAUUUACAUUUCCAAUGUUUUUGCCUUUGAUAUCUCUACAAAUUGUAAUUGUUAGCCAUUUCCUCAUGAACUUGUUGCAGUUGUAAAUACAUGUACAUGUAAUGCAUGUGAAUCCAGAUAGAUAUAGAAUGUCUAUUUUAAUGACUGGGAAUUCUGACAGAAAAGCUGUUCAUGUAGUAUGCCAGUAUGAAGCAUCACAGUUCAUAACCUCUUCUAUUUUCAAAAAUGAAUUUUUUUUUACAUAAACGUUGCCUCUGUUUGAUAUAUUGCAAAAUUCAUAUGAUAAAAUGUGAUAAAUCUCAAGAACGUAAUCUAAAUAUGCAUUUCAUGAUUUAAAAGAAAAAAACCCAACAUACUUCUAUACAAGAUUGAUUAACAGAUAUUUUAUUUGUUAUUAAACAUCAGUUAUUAACUUAUUUGCUUAUAAACAUUUUUAUAUUACUGCAUACAUGGGAUGAAUAUUAAUGUGUACAAAAGGUGUACUUAAACUGGUUGAAACAAUCAAUCCACAUUAUCAUGAUUUCUGUUGUUUGAAUAUAUGUUGAAGGUGUGUGUUUUUUGUAGCGAGUUAAAAUGAAUACACUUACAAUUGAUAUGUACUGAUGUAGUGAAUUUCAUAUAAUAAUGUGAAUGCAUGAAAAAUAAAUGAACUGUAGUAUGUACA
Messenger RNA from Ostrea edulis (European flat oyster), 1814 nucleotides. RefSeq names its product ubiquitin-conjugating enzyme E2 E2-like. The record is from RefSeq and is a predicted model, not a curated record. Bases 363 to 905 code for a protein of 180 amino acids. Gene Ontology annotation, molecular function: ubiquitin conjugating enzyme activity. Gene Ontology annotation, biological process: protein polyubiquitination. NCBI's taxonomy places the organism in Eukaryota, Metazoa, Mollusca, Bivalvia, Ostreida, Ostreidae. The transcript has 5 exons. Gene Ontology annotation, cellular component: nucleus.